This is a messenger RNA of Brenthis ino (lesser marbled fritillary), 2190 nucleotides long. Lineage: Eukaryota; Metazoa; Arthropoda; Insecta; Lepidoptera; Nymphalidae. The record is from the annotation of a GenBank genome assembly.
AUGUCUGAGAAAGAGCAACCCGAAGAACCCGAAAUUUUAUCGCAAGAAUGGAUAUUUACCGUCUUUGUACCAAAUAUUGGACCUAAAGAGAAAGUGAUUAUAACUGGAAAUAUUACAGAAUUAGGUGAAUGGGAUUUAAAAAAAAGUAUUCUUCUGGAACGUGUAGAUGGAACAGAUACAUGGACUAAAACUAUUGUUAUUCCAAACAUUUGUGACAUAUCCUAUCGUUAUGCCAUAUGUCUUAUUAAUGAAGACAAUGAUAUGAUUGUACGUAACUGGGAAACUAAUAUUAAUCCAAGAAUUAUCAAGGAAAAUAUGCUACAUCCUAUAACUGACGUAUUUGGUGAAUAUAGUGGGAAAAAAAAUAUUUCAAGAGGCUGGCUUACCUGUCAAACACUCGUUCAAUUUAAAUUCAUUAACAAUCCCUUAAAAUUGAAAAGCCGCCUAGUUGGUAGACUUAUGAAUAUAAAAGUUACUCCUGUAAAAUUGUCUUUUGGAACAGAACCUCAUAUAGAAGAUUCAUCUUUGAGUACAGAUACUAUGGAUGUUGAAGUUCCAGCAGGUGUGUUUGUAGAAGUAGCAACACUUGAUAAUGAUCCAACUAUCUGUAAUUUACAACCUCAAGAACAAUUUGGUCGAGAAUAUAAACAAAAUGAUGUAUUACUAGUCAAUGUUUAUGCCCCAAAUCCUAAAAAUCUUGCAUAUCUUAUAGAUUUUUAUUCAUAUAGUACUCGAGCUUCUGUUGAUGAUCCUCCUUGUCAUAUUGGGUAUACUUAUGUUCUACCAAACAUGUUUAAACCUUCAGAAGGCUCAUUGGAAUUACCAGUUACUUGUAAUGUCAAACAUCGCCCUCUUGGCACUAUUAAUUUUGAAUAUCUUAUAAUUUAUCCAAUGGAAGAAAGUUUGUGUAACUUUGAAGUAUCCUAUGCAAAACACUGGGAUCCUUCUUGGACUGGGUUAGAAGUAGGACAUAGAGGAUUAGGUGCCAGUUUUAAAACAAAAGAGGGAAAUGCCAUUCGUGAAAACACAAUAGCUUCCCUUAAAAAAGCAGCUGCCAGUGGGGCAGAUAUGCUGGAAUUUGAUGUGCAACUCAGUAAAGAUAUGAUACCAGUAAUUUAUCAUGAUUUUCAUGUGUGUAUUUCAAUGAAAAGAAAAAAGGAAGUUGACUUCACUGAGAUGCUAGAAUUGCCAGUGAAAGACUUGACCUUGGAGCAUCUGCAGAAACUUAAGGUUUAUCAUUUAGUGGAGGGACGUAAUCAUGAAAUUUUGUUUUUUGAUGAAGACUUGGAAGAGCAUCAGCCUUUUCCUACUCUUGAAGAAGCUUUUAAAAAAUUAGAUGAACAUGUAGGCUUCAAUGUUGAACUGAAAUGGACAAUGGAACUCAAUGAUGGAACAUUUGAACUUAACAAUCCCUUUGAUAUGAAUACUUAUGUUGAUAAGGUGUUGGAAGUAGUUCUGAAACAUGCAGGAGAGCGUCGCGUAGUCCUGUCGUGCUUCAAUCCAGACAUUUGCACCAUGGUUCGGAACAAACAGAACAAAUACCCUGUUAUGUUUUUGACUGUGGGUAUUACUGAAAAAUAUCAACCAUAUCGUGAUCCACGAUGCUCGACCAUACCAGCGGCGGCCCAAAACGCAAUUAGCUCCGACAUCCUGGGCAUUGUGGCACACACGGAGGACUUACUUAGAGAUCCAAGCCAGGUAAAAUUGGCGACGGAUGUUGGUCUCGUUAUAUUUUGUUGGGGCGAUGACAACAACGACAAAAACACUAUAAAGAAGCUUAAAGAAAUGGGUCUGCACGCUGUGAUUUAUGAUAAACUCGACCAAUACAUCACCAAAGAAGUUAAGGAGAGCAUAUUCCUGAUGGAGGCGCGCGAGUCGCAGCGGGAGAUCAUGAAGCUGGCCGCUCUCGAGGCGCUCGGCGACGACAGCGCCACCCCCUCGCACUCCGGCGACUCCACCCGCCCUCCCCACCUCCCCCUCCGCCACGAAGGCCCCUCCACAGUCACCUCCCUAGAGUCCCUAGCCUCCUCGAUAGACCUCGACGAGACAGACAAACACCUCAAACGUAGCAGAGACCUCAUCAUGACAGUGGAAAAGGAAACGCAAGUGAAAGGCCAACGGAACUCCUUCAAAGGACUCUUCCCCCCCUGCGAUUUAGCCAAAACGUUCCCGAAAAAAUCCCGUAAUUCC